CUUCUAUCUUCCGUCUAUAUGGUAAUCUGUGACUCCUUUCCAUCAUGUCCAUGGCAAUCAUUUGACCAUGGGUUCCAAACCUGGAACAGUCAGCUGUGAAGAGCUUCAGCCGACUAUUCUCGCUGGACCUCUCAUCGAGGAAUUCGUCCAGGUUUUACCGGCCCCUUCCCAUUUGAAUAGAUAUGGUGCAUGUAUGCAUCUACCCAGCUUCGUAGUUCGUAUCGUCAAUGAAUUUAGAAUGUUGUUAUCAAUCAAUACUCCGUCAGGCAUCUCUCGGGUUCAGGCCUGCUUAGUCACCAGUAAGCGACGAGAAGGAUUCGCACUAUUUGACCGCUCAACCGACAUUGAUCAUUGCUCUCCUUGCGAAUCCUUUUUGAACGAUCAUGGCAGCCGUAGAUACAGCUUUUGACGGGGAAUUCGGGUUUCUGAAGUACCUUGACGAUGCUAAUCAAUGUCAAGACUCGAUAGCCGUCAAGCGCUCAGCCUAUUGGUGCUACUGCGGUCCUCUCCUCAACCCCUCCACCGAUCCGGACUCAUCAAUACCGGAUACUUUCUACGACUUUGAGAGUCAAGUCUUUACAGGCUCUAUUCGCCACAGACUUGUUCCUUUUCUGAGUUAUAUCAAGAGUCUUCUCCUCGCCAAGGGGCUUAAGCAUUAUUUCCUCACUAUUCGCGCCACGACGCCAACUCACGAGUUUGAUCAACCAAGAUGGCAUACCGAUGAACUCUUCUUCACCAAGGACAUACUCCCCGGUACACGCCUAGGUCUUAAAUCACAACAUCAAAAGCAUCAUCGAAACACCGGAACAAACUGGAAGAUCUGCACUACCCUCCUCGGCCCCUCAACGCUCUUCAUACCUGCAUCUCAUCAGCCCCACGCUCGCAAAGCUCAAGAAUGCGCUCGUAACGCAGCAAGUACGGACCACGAAUGUGUUUCAAUUCGUUGUGUUGGCUGUGCAGCUGCAGCAGAUGCUGUACGCGAUGAACUAGCUACUGUACUAAAACCCUUUGGUGCAGAAGCAGCAGAAAUAGGUGAAUGCUCUGUAUUCAAAGUUGGGAGGGAAUUUGGAGCAGUACAUUCUGAGCCGUGUAUGAGUAAGGAGGCCCGUGGUAGAGUUUUUAUCAACGUUGUGCCAGGGAUGGAGGAUGAGCUGAGAGUGUUGAUGGGGAAAUGGGGCAUGAAGUUCCCCAGACAGUGGUGGGUGGGAGGGAGAUGAAUGCGAGACAGCUAAUAAUGUGUAUCUAGCUCAUUUUCGCUUCUUGAUACUCUGUUUGAGAGGUUCGUUUUAUUCGCUGCUGUUGGCAGCCGGAGAUUGUUAGUCUCAUGGUCAACACGUGUCUCGUCCAUUUGAGGCUUCGCAGCAUGGGCUCGGGUAGAACUGCGGGGUAACACAUGCACAUGACAAUUAAAGUUAAAUGGACCAGCCUCCGUGUCUUGGUCUCACAUCGUAAGUUGUUGACUUAAAAAGUCAUGAAUUUGUAUGUCAGACGAUGUCUUGGUACAGAGUUUUACGAUGGCUGGAGAGCUACACAGAGAGCUUGAAGAGACACGGUCAUCUCGUUCGAUUAGAGCCAAGCGAUAGUAAUCACGAGCAUGUGACCAACAGCCUUCUAAUUAGGAGCAUUUCAACUGAAACGUCUCUACAAGCAAAAAGAAAUCCAGUGUCUACUCCAGUUUAGUUAACAAC
Molecule: messenger RNA, 1688 nt
Organism: Fusarium redolens
Lineage: Eukaryota; Fungi; Ascomycota; Sordariomycetes; Hypocreales; Nectriaceae
Exons: 1
Coding region: 384-1217 (277 amino acids)
Source: RefSeq, a predicted model, not a curated record